AUGGAUGAGGAGGAGAGAGAGUUUCCAUCCAGGGGUCCCCAGAUGAAAAGCUUGGGGUUUGGACUCAGUCCCUCCCGUGUCAAAUUGGGGGUCUUCUUGCUGUUGGUGGAGGUCUUUUUUCCAGGCAUGUACUGCAUUCAGAGAUCUGUGUAUUACUCUUUCUAUGAAAUCAUCAUCCCGAGGAGACUGGUGAGCUGGAGGAGAGAAGACCAAGUGGAGAAGAUGCACUACUCAUUCUUCAUGAAAAGGAGGUGGCACGUCAUUAGCCUGAAGCAGAAAAAGGGGACCUCUGUCCAGAACUUCCCCGUCUACACUUACUCCAACGGGAUCCCAGGCCUGGACAUGCCUUUUAUCCAAUACGAUUGCUAUUAUGACGGGUACCUAGUAGGUGACCGAGGGUCCUUCGCAUCCAUCAACACCUGCGCAGGGCUCAAGGGGAUCCUGAGCAUCCAGACAAUUGCCUUUGGCAUCUCGCCGGUCAAAUCCUCCAACAAAUUUGAACAUGCUGUGUACCGCCUGUCUAAGGUAUCGCGUGAUGCCUGUGGGGUGAAAGAAAGGGAAAGCCCCGAGUUCUGGGCAAGCGUGAAAGGCCUCAGCCCAACAGAACCCUCUCCAGCACCCUUCCCCUACGCCUGGUCACACACCAAGUACCUGGAGGUCUUCAUAGUGGUGGACAACAUGCGGUUCCAGAUGUGGGACAGGAACGUGACCACGACCACUCAGACACUCAUGGACGUCCUGGCUCUGGUCAACCGAUACAUGAAGCAGAUCAACGUCGAAGUUGCGUUGGCUGGGGUGGAGAUCUGGUCUGAGAAGGACCUAGUCCAGAUCUCCUGGGACCUUCAGGAAACGCUCUAUGGCUUUAACCGAUGGCAAGCUUCAGAACUGCCCAAAAGGGCAAGGCAUGAUGUUGCUCACCUGGUCACCGGGCGGGAUCUCGGGACCCACCAAGGCCAGGCCUUCGUGGGGAGCAUCUGCACCCCCGGGAACGGGACGGGUGUGGAGGUCUUCCACCACGAAGACGUGCCUCGAUUUGCGGCCCUCCUGGCCCACGAGCUCAGCCACAACCUGGGCAUGAAGCACGACCAUCCGGGGUGCACGUGUCCCAAUUCCCUCCUCUGCUCCAUGCACAAGUCCAUCCCCUUGGAGGGGAGCUUCAGCAACUGUAGCGUGGGCAGCUUCUACGAGAUGCUGGCCAGGAACCAAGGGGCCUGCUUGUACGACAAGCCCCAGUCCAGGAGCCCCUUGGGGAGGCGGUACUGCGGGAACAAGGUGGCAGAGGAAGAGGAGGAGUGCGACUGUGGCAGCGUCGGGGACUGCAUGAAGGACCGCUGCUGCUUGCCCUCCUGCCGGCUGAGGCGGGGCUCUGCCUGUGCCUCUGGACCCUGCUGCAGCAAGUGCAAGUUUCUGAAGGCAGCCACGCCCUGCCGUCCCAGCGUGGACGAGUGUGACCUCCCCGAGUACUGUAAUGGCAGCUCCCCGUGGUGCCAGCCCGACACCUACAAGCAGGAUGGCAGCCCGUGCAGGGGCGGCGGUUACUGCUACCAGGGGCGGUGCAGGAGCCUGGAGAGCCAGUGCGUGCAGGUGUUUGGGGAGGGCUCCCGGGCUGCCCCGGCCCGCUGCUAUCGCAUGAACACCCAGGGGGACCGUUUUGGGAACUGCGGCAGCAAGUGGCAAGGGCAAGUCAGGAUCUUCAUGAAGUGCCAACCCGAGGACGUCCUGUGCGGGAGCUUGUACUGUGAGAACGUGCGCAGGCUUCCGCGGCUGAAGAGCCACCAGGCGCUCAUCCAGUUCCUUGCCGAAGGCGCCUGGUGCUGGGGGGCCGAUCUGCACACCGCCCCGGACGGGCCGGACGGCGGCUCGGUGAAGGAUGGCACCUCGUGCGGCCCCCGGAAGAUCUGUGUCAACCGCUCGUGCCUGGAUGUCCAGGCCACGCCGCGCUCCGACUGCAGCCUGGUUAAGUGUCACGCGAGGGGGGUCUGCAACAACCUCAAAAACUGUCACUGCGACCCGGGCUAUGACCCGCCCGCUUGUACAUUUCCGGGCGCUGGCGGCAGCCUGGACAGCGGCCCCUCCCCCAAGCUCAGAGUCAUCCCCCAGAAGGUGGAAGCCCUGCUCUGGUUCCUGAUGGUCAUCGCCUUGCUGCUCACGCCCGUCGUCUUUGCGGGGAUUUGCUUUUGGUGGAGGGUGGAGAAGGCCCGGGCCAAAGAGUUCGAGCUUCAGGCUGACUUGCUGGGCAGAGAGCUCGGCUAG
Messenger RNA from Dromiciops gliroides (monito del monte), 2253 nucleotides. Its product is annotated as disintegrin and metalloproteinase domain-containing protein 1-like. The coding region runs from base 1 to 2253 and encodes 750 amino acids. The record is from RefSeq and is a predicted model, not a curated record. Gene Ontology annotation, biological process: proteolysis; binding of sperm to zona pellucida; male gonad development. Lineage: Eukaryota; Metazoa; Chordata; Mammalia; Microbiotheria; Microbiotheriidae. Gene Ontology annotation, molecular function: metalloendopeptidase activity. The transcript has a single exon. Gene Ontology annotation, cellular component: plasma membrane; external side of plasma membrane; sperm head plasma membrane.